AUGUCCACUAUAGUUUACCAAAGCUUGGAAUCAGCCAGCUCCACCACGCUAAAGCUGAAGGUUGCGCCGCCGUCCCCGGCGGUGACAGAUGGCAUCGACCGGUCGGCGAAACUCGAAUUUGGAAACUGGGGUUUCCUCCAAACAGCCACUCGAGAAACAGGGGAAUAUUACAGAGACACUAAACCAUGGGCCAAUAAAUCUUCAUUCUCCUCCCUCAGCGCGAAAUCACUGGAGCUCUGCACCGAGAAUCUCGGCAGCGAGACCGGAAGCGACAUCCUUAUCCCUGGCGCCGGCGACGACGACGCCGUUUUCUCCUACCCUCUGCCGCUGGUCGAGCAAUCGACCACAGAUAUCAACGCCCAAAUCGACACCUACACCAAGCGACACCCGGAUCCUCCGAAGAUCACCAUCCGCCGCGAGGCGAGGAGCUUCCCGCCACCGCUGACGUCGAUGAUCGGCGAGAACUCGGUGCAGGUUCGUCGCCACAGGGAGGGCGGGCGACUGAUCAUCGAGGCUGUGGAGGCGCCGUUCAAGAAGGCGUACCUCCAUGCGGAGAGGAGCGACGGGAGGCUCCGCCUGAGUUACGUGAUAGCGGAGGCCACCAUCGCCGCCGUUGCCGCCGGAGAAAAGAACGAGGAUGAGGAUGGAUCAGCGGCGGCAGAGGAGGAGGAAGAAGAAGAAAAGGGAGAAAUCGAGGAGAUUGGGAGUGAGUUGGGAUCAGAAUUGGACGGAGAAACCGCCAUCAACGGGGAAAAUGAGGGUAAUUUGGAGAAAUAUAAAAGGCAGAGGAGGUGCAACGAAGAACGGAGCCGCAGCAGGUGGAAGCCGUCUCUCUGCCACGCAAUUUCCUAA
Molecule: messenger RNA, 852 nt
Organism: Striga hermonthica
Lineage: Eukaryota; Viridiplantae; Streptophyta; Magnoliopsida; Lamiales; Orobanchaceae
Source: the annotation of a GenBank genome assembly